Xiphias gladius (swordfish) is the source of this 1691-nucleotide messenger RNA. It is a transcript of the gene rad9b, whose product is annotated as RAD9 checkpoint clamp component B. The transcript is spliced from 11 exons. Gene Ontology annotation, cellular component: checkpoint clamp complex. Lineage: Eukaryota; Metazoa; Chordata; Actinopteri; Istiophoriformes; Xiphiidae. Gene Ontology annotation, biological process: DNA replication checkpoint signaling; cellular response to ionizing radiation; mitotic intra-S DNA damage checkpoint signaling. The coding region runs from base 116 to 1333 and encodes 405 amino acids. The record is from RefSeq and is a predicted model, not a curated record.
CCUUAUGUCAGCAUCAUUGUAUUUAUUUACUUAGCUAAGCUAAUUAGCAUUCAACAGACUAAUGUUGGCCUCUGCUGCGCACUUUUCGCCCAAUUAAACUCAACUAACAGCCAAUAUGAACUGUGUCGUCGAAGGAAAUGGUGUAAAAGCGUUUGGCAAGGCUAUUCAUGCCCUGUCACGGAUAGGAGAGGAGCUGUGGUUGGAUCCCAUGGUCAAAGGGCUGGCGCUGAGAUCAGUGAACGCUGCUCAGUCUGCAUAUACCUGCUUCCUUUUCUCGCCACUGUUCUUCCAGCACUACAGCCUGGGAUCGGGAUCAGAGCAGGGCAAUGAAACCAUCAAAUGCAAACUGGUCCUGAAGUCUGUGCUUCCACUUUUCCGAUGUUUGACUUCCAUUGAGCGUAAUGUGGAACGAUGUCGGAUAUCAAUCAACACUAACAGUGACCAAGUGAUGAUCCAGUUUUUCUGCAGACACGGCAUCACCAAGACCCACAACCUUUGUUUCCAGGAAAGUGAGGCCCUGCAGGCAGUGUUUGCCUCACACCUCUGUCCCAAUGUGCUGAAGGCACCUGCCAGGCUUCUUGGUGAUAUGGUGAUGCAUUUCCCAGUGUCCCAGGAGGAAAUCACUCUGUCCAUGACUCCGCUGAGAGUCAGUCUGAGAAAUUACUUUGAGGAGGGAAAUGAUCGCAUGAAGAUGACAUACACUGAGAUGUCCUUACACCCAGACGAGUUUGACUACUUUCAGAUCGGAGUGGACUCGGACAUAACCUUCUGUCUGAAGGAGUUGAGGGGUUUUCUGUCCUUUGCAGAGUCACAUUGCCUACCGCUGUCGGUCCACUUCGGAUCUGCAGGAAAGCCUGUGUGUUUCUUCAUGGAGGACAUGGUCCUGGAGGCCACUGUGGUGCUGGCUACUCUGAUUGACUAUGACAACACGGCCCCCUCUCAGCCUAUAGGGGCCCCGCACCCCACCACACCCAGGUGUGCAGAUGCCGCUGCUCUACCUGUGGUUUCAUAUAAGGCAGACAGCAGUAUACAGGAUAUUCCUGCUGUGACUGAGCUGAUUGCAUCCAGCCAGGGCAGCCCUAUGAUCCACCCACCUGCUCUGAUGCAGUUUCUACCUCAGAUUGGCGACCCUGAUGGGCUCUGUGUAUCUGAAGAGGCCUGUGCCAGUGCCACCACAACUCCUGCUUCCACUACGAUCUGCUCCCUCCUGUUCAGGGCCUUGUCCCCAGAGCCGGACCAAGAUGGCUGUGCCUUCAGGCUGUCUGUUCUGGCAUGUUACAGUGACACGGAGGAGGAUAUGGAAGAAAACUACGCAAGAAGUCCCUCACUCUGAGAACAGAGCUGCCACUCAUUUCUCAUCUUGACUUUUUGUGCUGCUGUAUGCCACAACAUUCAAUGGUAGAACGGUUUAUGAUGAUAUAAAUUGAAUGUACACUGCAUUCUAAGUAGGUUUUAAGCAUUUUGUUUAUAGCUCAAAUGUUGCUUUGCCUGUUUAAACUGUUUACAAAGUGUUAAGUUUCCCCAAAUUGUUCAGUUGGAAAGUCAAGAGAAUGUAUUUACAAUGAUUAUUUGUCAAAGAAUAUAUCAAUUAAAAUGUUACGUAAUUUUAGUGUGUAAAAUACAUGUUAUAGUAAUCAAAGAAAAAUACUGUUUGGCCUUGUCUGUGAAAACAUUACCUCAGCUUGAAGAUG